Molecule: messenger RNA, 1697 nt
Organism: Cryptotermes secundus
Lineage: Eukaryota; Metazoa; Arthropoda; Insecta; Blattodea; Kalotermitidae
Gene: nmd
Product: ATPase family AAA domain-containing protein 1-B
Exons: 7
Coding region: 156-1295 (379 amino acids)
Cellular component (GO): mitochondrial outer membrane
Molecular function (GO): ATP hydrolysis activity; ATP binding
Source: RefSeq, a predicted model, not a curated record
CAGAAAGCUGAACUUCCGUUGCUUGGUAAUCUAUAUCAGCAGGUGGAGGAAGGAUAUCCAACAAUAGGUUAUUAAUGUGUAGAAGUGUUGUCUGUGUGGCAGUGCUUUAAUAUACCUAAUAUACAAGCUCUGAUACAUUAACUUGUAUGUAAAUCAUGGUUGACACACAAACGUUCUCACGCUCAGAAUUAAUUGGUUUGAUAAUUAGACUUGCACUUCUGAGUGGUGUCACGUUUUUUAGCGUGAGGUGGAUGAUUACUCAGUUAGAUCCUACCCACAAGCAAAAAAAGGCAGCUAAAAGGAAGGCAGAUGAGAAGUUAAGACGGCUUGGAAUUGGUUCUAAGAAUUAUAAUGUAGAGUUAACAGAAUAUGAGAUGAUGAUCGCUGGCCAUUUGGUAGAUCCAACUGCAAUACCUGUAUCAUGGGCAGAUAUUGCUGGCCUCGAAGAUGUUAUUGAGGAGUUGAGGGAGACGGUUAUCUUACCAAUUCAGAAGAAGGAAUUAUUUGCUGAUUCACAACUCACCCAGCCACCGAAGGGUGUUCUACUGCAUGGACCUCCAGGUUGUGGGAAAACUAUGAUAGCCAAAGCGACAGCUAGCGAAGCACGUACACGAUUUAUUAACCUAGAUGUAUCCAUCCUCACUGACAAAUGGUACGGAGAAAGUCAAAAAUUGGCAGCUGCUGUUUUCACACUUGCCGUGAAGUUGCAGCCAUGCAUUAUCUUUAUUGAUGAGAUAGAUUCGUUCUUGAGAAAUCGGAACUCACAUGAUCAUGAGGCAACAGCCAUGAUGAAGGCACAGUUUAUGUCAUUGUGGGAUGGCCUUAUCACUGAUCCUAACUGUACAGUCAUUGUGAUGGGAGCUACAAACAGACCUCAGGACCUUGACAGAGCAAUUCUUCGGAGGAUGCCAGCUACUUUUCACGUAGGUUUGCCGAAUGUGACACAAAGACGACAGAUUCUGCGUCUUAUCCUUGAAAAUGAGCCUACUGCUGAAGAUGUGGACCUUCACAGGAUAGCAAAAAUGGCAGAAAAUUUUUCUGGAUCAGAUCUCAGGGAAAUGUGCCGCAAUGCAUCAGUGUAUAGGGUUCGAGAUUACAUGAAAGUUGAGUCUGGUGUAAGAGGUGGUGCUGGAACAAGUAAGUCAUCAGCAGUAACUGUAAUAGAUGAGUCAGAAGAAUUCCAUGAUGCAUUGCGACCAAUCACAAUGGACGAUCUUAUUAUGUCUCUGAACAAAAUGAAGGAAUCAAAAUUAUACACAGGGGGUUUGCAUUUACCCAAAUUAGACAUGGAUUAGGCAAGAGUUUUUAAGAAAAAGUUGUCAUAGACGUUGCCAUCAUGAAAACAGUAUUAGGAGAUUCUUUAGAAAAAGGAUGUGAUGUGCUUACUUGAUUGAAAGAUGCAGCUAUAUUUUUCAUGACAAAAGUUAGAAAACAGUCUUGACCCCAAAUUAUAUUCACUGUUUGUAACAUUUUCCUCUUUGAAGAAUGUAAUUUCUGAUUUUGGUUACUAGUCUUAGGUUGAUUGUUCUGUACAACUGUAUGUGAGUAUUUGUAAUACUGUAUUUACCCUCACAAAUUUCCCAUUUCAUAAUUAUUUCCUCUUCCCUACUUUAGGGGGAAAGUAAACAUUUGUUUUACAGCACACUUUUUGUGGCUUUAUAUUCCCGACACAUAGAUGAAAACAGUCUCAUUCAUAA